Varanus komodoensis (Komodo dragon) is the source of this 6659-nucleotide messenger RNA. RefSeq names its product unc-13 homolog D (gene UNC13D). NCBI's taxonomy places the organism in Eukaryota, Metazoa, Chordata, Lepidosauria, Squamata, Varanidae. The record is from RefSeq and is a predicted model, not a curated record. The coding region runs from base 103 to 3258 and encodes 1051 amino acids. The transcript has 32 exons.
UGGUUGUCUUCUGCUUGGCCCAGCCUUUCCCCAGUUCAUUGUAGCAUGGAGACAGACAGUAAGACUCCAGUGGGGUAGAUCCAAGGGGAAGACAACAGAACAAUGGACCUGGCUCAUAAAUUCUCUAGGAGAGAGCUCACCCUCCUGUAUGAAGAAGUUCUCUACACCAUUCUCCAUCGCUUGGGCAAACCAGAACACAACCAUGUUGCUGAUCCAGAUGAGCUGUUUGAUUAUGUGCAGAAGGCUUUCAAUAUGGAACCAGAAGAGCAUCAUGUUAUUCUACAGCGGGUCAAAGAGCUAGAGAAACCAGUUUUUUGUCUUAAAGCAACUGUGAAGCAAGCCAGGGGUAUUUUGGGUAAAGAUGUCAGUGGCUUCAGUGACCCAUACUGCCUCCUAGGGAUAGAAACUAAGUCGCCGGACUCCUCUGCCAGUGGCAGUUCUCAAGAGAUCAAGAAACGAUCAAAGGCUGUGGUGAAGAAUCUACUCCCUGAAGACCAGACCCACCGCACUCAAAUCAUCAGUCAAACACUAAAUCCUGUUUGGGAUGAAACCUUUAUCCUGGAGUUUAAAGAUAUAGAGAAUGCCAGAUUCCAUCUGGACAUGUGGGACUCUGAUGAUGUUGAAACUGUGCGCCACAAACUAGGAGAACUCACAGACAUCCAUGGGCUGAAGAGGAUUUUUAAAGAUGCUCGGAAGGACAAAGGGCAGGAUGAUUUCCUGGGAAACGUGGUACUUCGCUUGCAGGAGCUGCACUGCAGGGAUGACCGUUGGUACAGGCUGGAACCUUGCACAGAAACCUACCCCAACAGAGGGCACUGCCACCUGCAGUUCCUUCUGAUCCACAAGAAGAGGGCCACUUCAGCCAGUAAGAUGCAACCAAGCUUUACAGUCCAUCGGCACCUGCUUCAGCAGAUGGUUUCCUAUGAGAUUCUCCAGCACCAGGCUGGCAGUAUGUUCUGGGAUGGCGAACUGAGCAAACAUGCCAGUACAAUCCUGUAUUUACAUGCUAGUCAGAAAGAUCUUUCUGACUUCCACCAGGUUCUGGCGCACUGGCUGGUGUACAGCAAGCUGUACCAGGUCUUAGAGUUCAGCAGCAACUGUCUGCUCCACCAGAUCACCAGCAUAGAGUACCAGUGGAUGCAAAGACGGUUAACAGCUGAGCAGAAAAAGGAACUGGCUGAUGCUUUCCAAAGCUUCCUCUCCUAUGGGAUUUCUCUCAUCCAGAGAUUCCGAAUUGUCUUUUCACCCUCUGCUCCCAAGUCUACGCAGAGGCUGCAGUCACUGCUCAGGGUCUUGGUCCAGAUGUGUAAAAUGAAAGCCUUCAGAGAACUUUGUACUCUACCUCUUGACCUGCAACAAAUGGUGACAGAGGCACUCAAGUCUGGAACAGCACAGUGGUUUCAGAUGAAGAAGCAACACCUGAAGCCGAUGGUAAAGACUAUGGAGGAGUGUGGCAAGGCCCUGGUUGGCCUUCUUAUGGAGGUGAAUGCAGAUCUCCAGCAAUGCCACAAAACCUGGAAUAAAUAUUUCAUCAGCACCAUGAGGCUGGAUCUCUACUCGAUUGCAUACCUUGAAAUGCAGGAGCAGGUUUCCAGUUAUGUCAAGGAGCAGCUGAGAAAGAUUGACGGUUGCAUGUCCCAGCUCACAGCAGAGAACCUGUUCCAGCUCUAUCUCAGCCUGCAAGAGUUGCAUGGCAUGAAGGACUUCGUGUGCAGCAGGGAAGGUCCUCUUGCACUUGCAAACUUCCAUGAGUGGUUUAAAGAAGCUGUUCCCAAGUGGCUCGAAAAGACAUACACAAUCGCCCUGGAAAGGACCCAGAGGGCUAUCCAAGUAGACCAGCUGACAACAUUGGGUGAGCUGAAUAAGCAUAGUACAUCCACCGUGGACUUAUCCACUUGUUAUGCUCAGAUGGUAAAGACCUGGCAGCAGCUGGACUGGCCAGAUCCUGGAGAGGCCUUCAUGAUCAUGGUGAAAUUUGUCGAGGACAUGUGCAAAAUUGCUCUCAUGUACUGCCGGCUGAUCAAGACAAGAGCAGAGGAAUUGUCAUCAAACCAGCAAGAGGAGGGAGAAGCAGCAAACCGGCUCUGCAUUGUGGUGAACAACAUCGAGCAGCUCCGCAUGAUGAUCCUGAUGCUGCCCUCACAACUGAGCUGGACGCAGCUGGAGCAGAAGACCGGAGAUGUCAUUGCACCAGAACAGUUCCAGAACACGCUGCACCACCAGCUGCAGGCGACCGUCACGUCCCUCAACAAUGAGAUCCGCGGCGUGGUGCAGACCCUGGGGACCAAACUGCAUGCUGGAAUUGCAAGACACAUCCAAGAUCUGUCAGCCUCAAGUGACUCCAAGGACCCAGAGGAUUGCAUCACUCCCUUAAUGAGAUUCUUGGAGUGUGAGCUCCAGUACCUAAAUGGGAACCUGGUCCAGGAGAACUUCAAAAGCCUCCUGGAAUUGCUGUGGAAUCAUACCCUGGACGUGCUGAAAGGGGCUGCCAAACAGAAACCUGGCAGCUUGCAGUACUUCAGGAAACUGCAGUUUGCCCUCCAGAGUUUGGAACUCUGCUUUCAUGCAGAAGGCUGCGGACUGCCAAAGGACGUCCUUCAUACUGCAGCAUUUAAAGAUCUAGAGAAACAGCUGGACCUUUGCUCUUCCACCAGCAGAAAACUUAUCCAGAAGUACUUCAGUGCCCGUAUCCAGCAGCAGAUGGAGGCUAGUCCUGAAAAAUAUGGAGCUGUGACUAUUAAAGCUCUUUACCGCUGCUCAGAGCAAAAGCUGCGCAUUGAAGUGCUCAACGCAGUGAACCUCCUUCCUCUGGACUCCAAUGGCUCAAGUGACCCCUUUAUUCAGUUGACCCUGGAGCCCCGACAUGAGUUCCCUGAAGUGGUGGCACGGACAACCCAGUGUAUAAAGAACAAUCUCCACCCAUUGUUUGAUGAAGUCUUUGAGUUUUUGGUCCCACCAGAUAAAUGCCAACAGGAUGGGGCAUGCCUAUUGCUCACCGUCUUUGACUAUGACACCAUAGGGGCCAAUGAUCUGGAGGGAGAAGCUUUUCUCCCCCUCUGCACGGUGUUGGGGCUGAACGAGAAUGAGGAGGUCCUCAGUCCCUCAAGCGUACCACAGGCCCGUUUACCUUUGACUCACCCUGGAACUAUUGGCAGUGAAAUCCUGAAGUUGCUAGAGAUCCGAAAGGGAGACAAAGAAGCGCAGGCAUUUGUGAAGCUACGCAGACAACGGGCAAAACAGUCCAAGGAAUCAGAGUGAUGGCAGCCACGCAGGAACAGUUGAAGCGGGAACUCAGGUGACGUGCGGCACAAUCUGUGCUGCCAUGGCAACAGCAAACCACACCAUGGAGAGCAGGAAGCCAUUAGACUGCAGCCAUUACUGCCGGUGGCUUUGGUGCACCAGAAAAUGUGGCUUUUGGGCCUGGCCCAGCAACAGACACUGUGGCUCUUUGUCAGCGCCAGCCAAAGAGCUGUGGCAAACAAAAGCACCUGGCUGAGCUUGGAUGAACGUUCGAUCCAUGUCCGUCCACGAGGUGCCAGGCAAGAACUGUGUUUUACUCCCGCCUGUUCAGUGAGCUUCACUGGAGCAGGGAUUAAAAUAAGAAUGAAAACACAGUACUUUGUCAAGCUGCUGUGGACUAAGGAAAGUUGUGAGCUAACAUAUGCACAUAAACAUGCUUGUGCACACACUGGAAAGAGCUGGCUUGGCUAGCGAAGCUUGUAAUGAGCCCCCUGAGGACUUCCUGCCGGAAAUUCUUUACUCUGAUUUCCAGAUAGCAUGAAAAGCAGACAGCUUAGUCAACUGGCUGCCAGAGGGAAAAUAAAAAAACCUUUUUUGUGUGGGGGUGGAAUCUCUCUAUCUACUACUCUCUGCUACAAAGGCUGGCCUUUCCAGCCCCACUGUGUUAAAAAGAGAGCUAGAGCUGCCGGCAAUGAUUUGGUGGUCAUCCAACUUUUGAUUAUCAUGAGGAAGGGCUAGAGUGUGGUAGAAAAUGAGUUGUGUGAUAAAGAGCGUAGGUGGGUUUGCCGAUAGUCGUUAUCAGCCAGAAUUUAUCUAUCAAUAAUGAUGUCCUUGUCAUACUAGUAAGCUGCACCUGGUUCCAGUGAGCUACUAGGCUCUUGAACGAUGUCUAUUAUAAAUCCAGACUUUCAAGGAGCACUUGCAAUUUCACCAUUUAUGGUAAUAGGAAGGAUGGUGCAGUGAACCUGAGGGUCAGGUGAAACUAGGAGCAGCUUAACCAUGGCAGUAAGGAAAGACCAGCUUCUGCUGCAGCAUUCAAGGAAGGAGACAGAGUCCAGCUGGCAGCGUUCUCCGUGGAAUCAGCGUAGUGCUUUAGCUAGGCAAGCUGCAAGACAAGGUUUUUGUUGCAUCAUCACUCUGCUGCAUUCACUGAAUUUUAUAGGGGUCAGGUAAUGGCUUCUUCCUCUUGCGUUUCCUCGCUGUUUCUUCCAUAAGAGAACAGCUGCACGGUGUGUUCGCAUGGGCAGAGCUAAGGAGGCCUCUCUCUGGAAGCACUGCUGCAGUUGCUGCUUGUAGUGAUAGCAAAAGUUGUAUGACCGGCAUUCCUUGGCCAAUUUGCCCUCUCUCCAGGGGCUGAGGUAAGUGCCCUGCUUGUGAAGCGUAGGAUGCACUGUUACUCAUGGGUGCACAGACUCCAAUAUCUGCACGACAGGCAUGGCACUCAACUGGUUUCCUCUUGCUCCACACACAGUUGCUGUCCUGGGAGGAAGUGAACGGGGGAACUGAGGCACUGUGACCAUGACCUCCUGUUUCUGUGACCACAGCUGCUAAAGAUUAAAGCCAGAGAAAGAAAUCAGCCUGGGAUCUGGAACGAGGGAAAGCAGGCCUAGUGCCAGCAAAAACAUUUCCUGUUUUGAAAAUGAUUGUGCCAUGUGAAAGAGACUGAAUGAAUGAAUGAAUGAAUGUGGGAGUUUUCAAGCAUCUUAAAAAUACUUUUAAAGUAGUGCAGCCUUUUCACAAUACUAAAUUUUCACAAUACUAAAAUUUAGGGAGGAGGAUGGCAUCCUUUUAUAUUAGGCUUACACACAUAUACUGUAGUUUCUCCUCAAAUUACCAUUUUUUUAACUAUCAGGAGUAGGGACAUGGUUCUUGUCUGCCACUCCAUUCCAGGUCACUUGCUGUGGAAGCAUAAAUUAAGUGGAAGGCAACCAAGUGUUGCUUGAUUUGGCUUUUUCAUCUCAGCCACUUGUACUGAGGUUUCACUGUCAGGCUGAACCACCACAGCCAAAGCCAGUGCUAGAAAAAGGGCUGGUAAUAAACAUGGAAUAACUAUCUAUCUGCUACUGGGAAUGGAGGUUCUGCAGUCCUGUCACUGGGGCAGCUGUAGUGAGCAGCACCGUGUCAGUGGCUGAUUGGCAGAGUAUGGGGAUGAAGCUAUGUGAUAAGGCUGGUUUAGGAUGGGCACAUCUGCCACCUUUAUGCUUUCUUCCCCAUGGAGAGGAGUGGUUUUGUUCUCAUGGUUUCCUCAUUAAAGGCUUGCCAGUGUGUGCAACAGUCCAUUCUGUGUACCUCUCCCAGGCACAUGGCCCAGGAAAAAGGCACAUCAGUGGAUGGUAUCUUCUCACCACAGUGGGUUGCUUUUGAAGAAAGCCCUAGUAGCCAUUAUACCUUCAAGGGCUGAAUUAAAACACAGAGCUGAUAGCAAGGGGGAAAAAUGAUGAAGGAAACAAAGGGACUGUUGCUCAGCAUGGGAUAGCUACCAAUUUUCAGUGAGAAAAAGGCCAUGAGACACAGAAACAUUCCAACUAUACUGCAAGGUAUUACAGCAGCUGAAAAGGAAUUUGGGCAGCAGGCAGAACACAUCCCUGCAGUGUGCUCAGAGAUGGAGGGUGGCACUCCCACCCACACUUGUGCUCAGCUCUAGAAGGGUCCAAAUGGUCAUUCUGUGUAAGCUCAUAACCCAUGACUUCAUGUUACAGGGACUACAAAGCAGUAUUUCUUGUAAAUGUGAAACCAAUCACUACUGCUGUUUCUCCAAUAUGGAGACAGCCUCUUAAAGUAUCAAAAUACCAGGACAGGCAAAAUCUAAAUAAAGCACUUGCAAAUGCGCUUUUCUGCAAUAGGCUACCAUGUGAUUGUUACAUACAUGUUGUUUCAGAAUUAAGCCCCACUUGGGAAUUACUCCCAGUAUAGUAUGCAUAUGAUUUCAGCUGGAGUGUGCAAGCUCACUUUACUGGGCCAUUCUACACAAUAAGGCUUUCUCUUGCCAUGUCUCUUCCUCCCUUUGCAAUCUCCUAGAACCUUCUGGAGAAGGUACAGCAGGAGCCAAAAAUGGAUGACAACAGAUUGGAAUUCUCCAGAGGUGGCUGGUGUCACAUCUUUUCCCAAGAGCACUGGCCUGAAUGAAAUGCUCUGUAUUGUCUUAACACAAUACACACACUAGAGGCAUGAUUGGUCCUGGCAUAGGCUAAAAAAAUGGGCCUUGAAUGCUCUAUUUCAGUUGAGUUGGUGGCUUAAUUGGCUUGAAGAAGCCACAACAGCUCAUGAAUUAGGCAGGGCCAUAUUGCUUGUUAUCAGCUGAGGUAUUUGCUCUGGGGACAUUUGGGUCCCAUUACAGAGAUAAGGCACAGAAAGCACAUUUGUAUCAAAAUCGACAUCUGACAUCUAUGUGUAGCAAUUUUAUAAAGUUUGAAAUGGUC